Molecule: messenger RNA, 1294 nt
Organism: Brachypodium distachyon (stiff brome)
Lineage: Eukaryota; Viridiplantae; Streptophyta; Magnoliopsida; Poales; Poaceae
Product: protein HEAT-STRESS-ASSOCIATED 32
Exons: 5
Coding region: 86-985 (299 amino acids)
Source: RefSeq, a predicted model, not a curated record
CAGCCGCAAGCUUCCACCUCCUUCGACGCCCUUGCUCUUUAUCGAUCAGAGAGAGAGAGAGAGGGAGGGGAGAGAGACGACGACGAUGAGGCGGUGGAGAGAGGAGGUGGUGGCGCUGUCCCUGCAGGGCCACGGCUACGGCCACGGCGAUGAGGCCGACGACCGGCCGGAGAAGCCGCGGCGGUACGGCGUGACGGAGAUGAGGAGCCCCUACUACUCCUUCCGCUCCGCCCACCACGCGCUCCAGGAAAUUUUGGAUUCUAUCGGUCCUUUUGUUGAUGGUCUGAAGUUUUCUGGUGGAUCUCAUAGUUUAAUGGGAAAAGAAUUGAUUAGAGAGAUUACCGAUUUAGCACACAAGCAUGACAUGUACGUGAGCACAGGUGAUUGGGCAGAACAUCUUUUGCGUCAAGGACCUUCUUCUUUCAAGCAGUAUGUACAGGAAUGCAAAGAGUUGGGUUUUGACACAGUUGAGUUGAAUGCUGGAUCUCUCAAGCUACCUGAAGAGGCUAUCCUGAGAUUAGUCCGCCUCAUAAAGAACAGUGGUUUGCGGGCGAAGCCCCUGUUUUCAGUCAAGUUCGACAGUUCUGAUAUCCCUGCAUCUGGUGAUAGAGCGUUUGGUGCUUAUACAGUUCCAGUAAAGCAGACCUCAGAAAGAGUCGAAGACGUUGACCUGUUGAUAAGGAGGGCCGAGAGGUGCCUAGAAGCAGGUGCGGAUAUGAUCAUGAUCGACGCUGAUGAUGUUUGCCAGCGGGCUGACUCUCUAAGAGCAGACGUCAUCGCGAAGAUUGUAGGCCGGCUCGGGCUCGACAAGACCAUGUUUGAAACGUCCAACGCCAACACCUCCGAGUGGUUUGUCAAAAGAUACAGUCCACGGGUGAACCUCUUUGUCGACCACUCAGAGGUGAUGAAUCUGGAGCGUCUCCGAGGCUUUGACAUGCGCAGGAGCAGUCCGUCCUUGCUCACCUCUCCGUUCUUCCUGAUGUGACGACCUUUCUCAUACCAGCUGAGAUGAGACCUGAUCAAUGUAUGUGUGUUCAAGUUGAGUUGCAGUCCCGUCACCAUCGAGUCAGGAACCGAGGCAGCGCGUGCUGGUAGCUCGUAAUGCGAUGAUCUCAGUGUCUUUCCGGCGGUGUGAACUGUUGUAGUACCUGGAUCAUGUGUAGUGUUGGUGUGGAUGUUCAUGUUGGGUGGUUAUUGUACUAAAUAAAUCUGCGAAUCAGUACUCCCUUGCUAUGAAGACCAUCUGGCCGACUAUUUGAGGGUAGGGGUGCCAUGGUCCUGCUUAGAGCUGCAA